CGCGUCGUACGUCUGCUGCCAUCGGCAGCGAUCGAUGAUCAGGCCAUACUCCAGUGGCAGCACUACACCAGGAAGCGAAUCAAACUCAUGGAGAAUGCCGCGGCAGCGCAACAGCAGCAACAACAGCAACAACUGCAACAAAGCAAUGGUGGCGAAGCCGCCACAGCUGGCGAGGCGGCAGCCACGGGGGGUAUGAUGGCCACAGCUAAUGGCAAUGGCACGGCAUCCGCCGCUGAGGCACAGCCAUUGGGGGGCUCGGUGCAGCGGGGCGAGCCUGGCCAGGCGCAGGCAGUGAUUCCACAACAACAGCAGCAACAAAUCAAUGGCUUGGCCACAGCGUCAAACAUCAAAUUAGAAUUAAAUUAACGAUGGCAAUUGAAAGUUAACAAAAUAAACUAGUCUAAGUCUUCUAAAA
Molecule: messenger RNA, 415 nt
Organism: Drosophila miranda
Lineage: Eukaryota; Metazoa; Arthropoda; Insecta; Diptera; Drosophilidae
Product: mediator of RNA polymerase II transcription subunit 31-like
Exons: 1
Source: RefSeq, a predicted model, not a curated record